AUGGGAUCUCUGCUAAGACGUCUUGGGGCGAGCAUAACCCGUCUAAUAAGUUCCAGAGAGCUCGUUGGACGCGACAUCCACGGGAACAAGUACUACAGGUGGCCUGACACAAACUUGCAUGGCGAGCCGAUUGAGAAGCGGAUCAUAAAGACGCCAGACGGCCGCUAUGAUCCGAUCCUGGUGCCGCCAGAGUGGGUGCAGUGGCUGAAGCAGACGCGCGGCGAGCCGCCUUCCCCAGAGGAGAUCCUCCAGAUGGAGGCAAAGCGGCAGGCCAUAAGGGGCAGAGCAGCUGCGCUGGAUGCGGCGGAGGCGCAGCGCAGGUUCCAGGAAGCUACGCUGGGGCAGCAGGCGGAGCAGGCGGGGGGACCCAACCAGGACCGCUUUGUGCAGCAGCUCACCGGACGGGGGUAUGCGGCCGAGGAUGGAGCAGGAGUGUCUCAGCGGCGCAGUUCCCAAAGCAGCAGCGAUCCACCUCCAGAUGGACAAAGACCCCAAAGACCAACCGAUGGAGGCAAGGACAACUUUCAGGCUGAUGUGUGGAAGCCAGGGGGCUGACAGGCACUGGCUUUCUGGGCCACGAAAGGUGUUCCUUGUGUUCCGGCCAAUUCAUAGUUUUGUCAAUUUCCUAAGGCAGAAUUCUUCCUCAGCUACAAUUGUAAGAUUACUCAGGCUGGACAGAGUUGUAGGGUUACUCAGACGUCUGGACAGUCAUGACGCAUCGAUAAUGACGACGCUUGGACACUCCUGGACUGAGAUGUGCAAUCGCGGGAGCUGAGGGUUGCAAAAUUGCUAUUUGAUGCGUCGAACAGGCGCCCAGGCCACAUCAUGCAUGAUGCUGCUGCGGAUACAAUAGCUAGAUCUGGUCUAGAUCGGUGCCUGGACGCAAACGGUGUCAAUAGCAGGUGAUCUUGGCUGGCAACACGUGUAACUGUGAAUCGUCAUAC
Molecule: messenger RNA, 944 nt
Organism: Coccomyxa subellipsoidea C-169
Lineage: Eukaryota; Viridiplantae; Chlorophyta; Trebouxiophyceae; Coccomyxaceae
Exons: 4
Coding region: 1-555 (184 amino acids)
Biological process (GO): mitochondrial respiratory chain complex I assembly
Cellular component (GO): membrane
Source: RefSeq, a predicted model, not a curated record